Symbiodinium sp. CCMP2456 is the source of this 183-nucleotide messenger RNA. The record is from the annotation of a GenBank genome assembly. NCBI's taxonomy places the organism in Eukaryota, Dinophyceae, Suessiales, Symbiodiniaceae.
GCCCGGAUGUAUGCUGCGAUGCUUGCCAGUCUGGCGAGCGAACUCCAGAAUCUCCGCGAGCUCAUCUGCCCGACGAUCGGCGACGACUGCAGCACCUCCAGGCCCCUCCUUGGCGGCACGCUGGCAAAGCUCCGGGAGAUCCGCACCGCUGAAGCGCCCAAGGGAGUCCUUGCUGCCAAGGAG